Messenger RNA from Oncorhynchus gorbuscha (pink salmon), 2041 nucleotides. RefSeq names its product C-type lectin domain family 18 member A-like. The transcript is spliced from 13 exons. The coding region runs from base 241 to 1596 and encodes 451 amino acids. The record is from RefSeq and is a predicted model, not a curated record. Lineage: Eukaryota; Metazoa; Chordata; Actinopteri; Salmoniformes; Salmonidae.
GCGGCUUGGUGGACAAAAGGGAAGUGGGGGUCGACUGUGAAAGACGGGAAUUACGCAAAUGAGUCACUACACACUUGAUAAUUAUAUUAAUUUAAAUGCUAAUCCUUUUCACAAGAACGGUCACUCAUUCGGGAAUAAUUGCAAUCAAUAUAUAUUUACGCUGAGUGUGUCGUCCUAAUAUCUGUUGGAAUCGUCCGUCUUUCUGUUGGAGAGUUCGCCUGAUCGUCUCUCGUGGCUAGAAUGGAUACUUCAGAGUCCCAUUUCAGAAAUGUUCUUGUAGAUAGAUGUUUUGGCGGUUGUCGGACUUCGCGUUCAAUGACCCUGAACAGCACCCACGCGAAUAGGAUAAUCACGGAGAAACCGGGCCGCGUUGAUUCAUCUGAGAGCGGGCUUGGGUUGAAGGAGCAUUUUCUGAUUGUUACACAGCACAAUAGGCUGCGCAGCUGGGUCACCCCCAUGGCCGCUAACAUGCAAAAAAUGGACUGGAGUGAAAAGCUGGUCAAACUUGCCCAGGGGAGGGCAAAGUCCUGCCACACAAAUCCCGCUCCUCAGGACCAACCGCUCCGCCACAUUGGCUGGAACACCCAUUAUUCAGCCCAUGCUACCAGCUCAUUUGCUGAGGUCAUUGACUCAUGGUUCGAGGAAGGGCGGGAUUACAUGUACCUGAGUGGGCAAUGCAGAGAGAAUGCUACCUGCCAACACUACACACAGUUGGUGUGGGCCACCUCCAGUAAUGUGGGCUGUGCCAGACAGUUGUGUCUGAGGGGUGAUGCUCUCUGGGAACUGUUUGUCUGUGCAUACUCCCCUGGGGGUAACUGGGAGGUGAAUGGGAGGUUGGUGGUGCCCUAUGUGGCUGGUUUCUCCUGUUCUCUCUGCACCUCUUCCAUGUCAGGCUGCUUCAGACUGUGGGACCAUGUGGGAGGACUGUGUGAGACCCCCAGGAAUCCAUGUCGUAUGAGCUGUGGGCAGCAUGGUCGUCUGAACAUCUCCUCCUGCCAGUGUCAUUGUGGGCCUAGAUUCACUGGACGAUUUUGUCAGGUGCGCUGCAGUGUGAAGUGUGUGCACGGCCGCUACAAGGAAGAGGAGUGCUCCUGCAAGUGUGAUGUUGGUUAUGGAGGUGCUGAGUGUGCAGAGAGGCAGCAGUUUCCCUUCCACAGCUGUGACGUGAGGAUAGAUGGAGAGUGCUUCAUGGUGUCUCCAGAGGUCGACACCUACUAUGGAGCCAAGACCCGCUGUCAGGAGCGAGGGGGGAUUCUGGCCCAGAUCCACAACCAGAAAGUUCAGGACAUCCUCGUAUUUUACCUCAGCCAGUUGGAGACCAGCAACGAGGUCACAGACCCUGACUUUGAGACACGCAACUUCUGGAUCGGGCUGACAUAUAAACCUCUAAAGGACUCUUUCCGCUGGGACUCAGGAGAAAUCCCCACAUACAACAGCUUCGCCUUUGGACAGCCUGACAACCAGGGCUUUGGGAACUGUGUGGAGCUGCAGGCUUCCAGCGCCUUCAACUGGAACGACCAGCGCUGUAAAACACGCAACCGAUACAUCUGCCAGUACGGUCCAGAGCACAUUGCCCUGUGGGAGGUUGGCCGGUGAUGAACUCUGCACUCGGGGGUGGAGAGCACAGCAUUGGAGGGGUUGGGGAGGUGGGUUGUUUGGGCCGUUCGUUGGACCCGGUCUGGGUGUGUCAAGCAGAAGCUGGUCUUAUUGGUCUUAUUUCAUCCAGUGUUUUUCACUCCAACCCUUGUUGCACAUAUCCCCUGUUGCUGGUCAGGACUGGGCCCGUCUAUCCAGUGCUCAACUGUAGAUGGUCCAUGGCAGCACAAAUCUGUUUUGUACUGUGCAGUUUUCUGUAUUGCAUAUGAUUUUUUUCAGACUUAGCUAAAUUAUGAUUCAUUUGUGAUGUUUGCCAUAACUGCCUCCCUUCAUUGUCAGUUUGAUUGUACAAUUCUCCCCAAUGCACUGAAUGUACAGUACCAUGACAACCACUAUUUUUGCUUUCUCAAUCAUCCAGUAAGUGAAUUAAAACGGUUUGCUACAA